Molecule: messenger RNA, 1159 nt
Organism: Mus pahari (shrew mouse)
Lineage: Eukaryota; Metazoa; Chordata; Mammalia; Rodentia; Muridae
Gene: Mocs2
Product: molybdenum cofactor synthesis 2
Exons: 7
Coding region: 235-804 (189 amino acids)
Biological process (GO): Mo-molybdopterin cofactor biosynthetic process
Cellular component (GO): cytosol
Molecular function (GO): molybdopterin synthase activity
Source: RefSeq, a predicted model, not a curated record
ACUGGCGCCUCCGGGGUUGGUGAACUGGCUCCGCGGUGUGUAGCGGGAUGGUUCCUAGGUGCCAGAUUGAAGUGUUGUAUUUUGCAAGAAGUGCAGAAAUAGCCGGCGUUCGCUCGGAGACCAUCUCUGUGCCACAGGAAAUCAAAGCAUCGCAGCUGUGGAAGGAGCUAGAGUCUCUGCAUCCUGGAUUGGCUGAUGUUAGGAACCAGGUGAUAUUUGCUGUUCGUCAAGAGUAUGUCGAGCUUGGAGAUCAGCAACUCCUGCUUCAGCCUGGAGACGAGGUUGCCAUCAUCCCGCCAAUCAGUGGAGGGUAGUGCAUCUGAGCCGUCUGGGAAAGAUGUGGAUGAUGUUCAGGAGAAACCUAAAGACAUAAUACAGUUCACUGCUGAGAGGCUCUCCGUGGGGGAAGUGUCACAGUUGGUGGUGUCCCCUCUGUGUGGUGCAGUGUCUCUCUUUGUAGGGACUACAAGAAAUAACUUUGAAGGCAAGAAAGUCAUUAGCUUAGAAUAUGAAGCGUAUGUACCAAUGGCAGAAAAUGAAAUUAGAAAAAUUUGUAAUGACAUUAGACAGAAAUGGCCCGUGAGACACAUAGCGGUGUUCCAUCGGCUUGGUUUGGUUCCAGUGUCAGAAGCAAGCACAGUUAUUGCUGUGUCUUCAGCUCACAGAGCCGCGUCCCUCGAAGCCGUGAACUAUGCCAUUGAUUCUUUAAAAGCCAAGGUGCCCAUAUGGAAAAAGGAAAUAUAUGAAGAAUCAACCUCAUCUUGGAAAAGGAACAAAGAGUGCUUCUGGGCAGCUGGUGACUAGUCAAGUGUGGUGCACUAAGUCUGAAAUUGAUAAUCUCAUAGCUUACCCAUAUGGAGAAAUAGCCAAGUGAAUGAGUGUGUGGAAUGACCUAAAGAUGGGGAGAAAGGGCUUGACUUAAACCUUCGAUGUCUGUGAUAGACUGAGCCUUCUGUGACUAACUCCUAACUAGCCAGCUCGCAGUGCACUUCAGCCAUCCUUUUACCUUCAGCUGUCUCAGGACGACCUCACUGUCCCAGAGUGUACCGACAGCAUCACUAUCAGGCAUUUACUACAAAAAAAUGGGCAGAAUCAGAAAGUCAUUUUCAUAACUUAAAAGCGAAUCUAAAUAAAUCAUGAUUUAAACAGUCUAAAAAUA